Messenger RNA from Sarcophilus harrisii (Tasmanian devil), 5043 nucleotides. RefSeq names its product forkhead associated phosphopeptide binding domain 1 (gene FHAD1). The transcript is spliced from 32 exons. Lineage: Eukaryota; Metazoa; Chordata; Mammalia; Dasyuromorphia; Dasyuridae. The coding region runs from base 15 to 4256 and encodes 1413 amino acids. The record is from RefSeq and is a predicted model, not a curated record. Gene Ontology annotation, molecular function: protein binding.
GAAGAACAGCAAUCAUGAAAGCUUUUUUAAAAUGUUCCGAAGGCUUUAUUUUCCUGAGAAAAUAUACUACCAUUGGAAGGCAUGAAAAUUCUGACAUUGUUUUAAAGACCCCCGAUAUUGAUAACCACCAUGCCCUCAUUGAGUUUAAUGAAGAGGAAGGCAGCUUCAUUCUUCAGGAUUUCAAUUCCCUCAGUGGGACCUUUGUCAACAACUGCCACAUUCAGAACGUGGCGGUGAAACUGAAACCAGGGGAUGUCCUGCGGUUUGGAUCCAGGGGGCUCACCUAUGAACUGGUCGUGGAGUUCCUAACCUCAGGGCGGUACACAACCUGGCCCGGGAUGUUGGAGCAAUACCCAACCCCGGCAUUCACCACACAGCUCCCCAUCCUCCAAAACCGCCCAGUGAGUGCUCACAGAAGCUUGUCCCAAGAAGUGAUGGAAGGCACCCAGCCUCGUCCGCCUGUGGAAAAGAGGCCGACUAGUGCCGGAGGAAGAAGGAUAGUGACUAUUCCUUCAGAUUCUGUCAGCAGAUCUCCUGUUAAACAAGUCUGGACAACUGGAGAGUCAAUCUGGUCAUCUGAUGAAGGUUUCUUGAACCCAGAACAAUGCUCUACGACACCCCAUGAAAAGGGUCAAUUCAUGCAACUGAGUCAGUCCCACGUGGCCAAAAUACCCCAUCUGGAUACCCAGCUCAUCGACCUCUCACACCUGGAUCAGUCCCACCAGAUCAGUAUGUCAUCCUUGGAUCAGACUCAGCUGGUCACCAUUGCCAAUGAACUCAGCACCCAAGAUGACAUCAUUCAGCACCUGGGAGAGGAAGUCAAUCGCCUCUCGAGCUUCGAGAUAGAAUCCAAACACAAAGACGCCAUGAUCGCCAAUCUCCAGAAUGAAGUGGCUACCAUGACUCAGAGGCUGAUGAAAGUACAGGCAGCACGCAACCGAAAUGACAAGGAGAUGGGUCAGAAGCUAGAGCGCCUGGAUCAGGACAUUGAUGACAAAAAGUCUGAGAUUGAAUCCUUGAAAGAGCAGAUCGCCGGCCUCCAAAAAGGAUACAGUGGUAUAUUGUAUCAGACCCUCACUGAGAGAAACGUGGAGAUUGCAAAUCUGAAAGCCGAAGGGGAGAAUUUAAAGAAAGAAAAAGCAUUGCAUGCAGAGCUGAUAACCAAUUUGCAAAAUGACAUCGGAUUAAAGGACAGCAUGGUCCACAAACUAAGGCAGGAGGUGGACAAACUGAAGAGUGAAAACCAAGAAAAGGAUUAUCAGCUUUCGGCCAUCACUUCCAGGUACACACAACUGAAAGAGGACUUGAAGAAAGAUGAGCUGGAUGCCAAAGACAAAGAACUAAAAGCAUGCAAAAGUCAAAUCAAAGACCUUGAGCAGCAAAUGAAAGACCUGGGGGAACAGCUCCAAAAGAGUUGCAAUGAGCAAAACCUCAUCUCCAAGACACUGAAAGAGAAGAACAAGGCUGAAGAGAAGCUGCAGGAUGAUUCCAAGAAGAAAUUAAUUCAGCUUCGAGAGAUGGGGUGCAGAGAGCGCCUUAUUAAAGACAAUCUGGACAAAGCAGUGUGUCAGCUGGAACAUUUCCGAAGUCAAAUCAUCGAAGCCAUUUAUGGCCGAGGGAAACUUCCCCAGUCCAGGAUCGUCACCAAUCAGCAGCUGGUAGAAACCAUCUCCCAUGUCAUCGAGGACAACUUCAAAUUGCAGAAGAAAAAUAUCACCACGAAUAAGAGCAGCUGGUCCAAUGACACCAGUAAGGAGGAGCUCUUGGUCCAAAUGGGAAAGCUGAAGGCCUUCUUGGAGGACUGCCAGAUUUGCUUGAGAUUGUCUUGCUGUAGCAAUGACUUAAAAAAGCAGCUCAAUCACCUUCAGAAGUUCUCCGUGGACGCCUCUGUGAUGUGGCUGCACAAAGUGAUUGUGGAGAUCCUGCAGGUGGUGGUGUUCUGGGUGGAGAAGUUUGAGCAUCUCCUGAAGGAUGUGGGCAUUGAGCUGUCUCACUCGGACAAAGGAUUGUCCACAUACUUGACUAAGUUUCUGGAAAAUCAUAAGAAAAUUGCAAAGAAGAACCAGGAACUCCAGGCAGAUGUCAAAAAACUACAGGAGGCUCACCAUUCCCUGCUGCACAAGAUGAAACAACAAGGCUCAGAGCAUGAGAGACAGAUAAAGGAACAGAUCAAGCAGUUGCAGGAAAAGCUGGAAGAGGAAAACCGGGUUUGGAAGAACCAUAUGAUCCAAGAAAAGAACCAAGCUAAGGCUGCUGUGGAAGAAGAGAAGAAAAAAGUCCAAGAUCUUGAGAAUCACUUAAAAAAGCUGAAAAAGGAAGUGGAAUCUAAAUCCAAAGAAGGGGGAGUUUUAAGCUCUCACUUAAAUGAAGCACUGACUAUGGUAGAAGAAAGCCAACGGACAAAGUCCGAAGACCAGAAAGAAAAAGAAUCCCUCGCUCUGAGUUUGAGCAAAGCCUUGGCAGAACUCAGUGAAGCCAGAAAGAAACAAAUCCUUCUGGGGGAACAACUUUUGGAGCAGCAGAAAGCCUUCAAAAUAAUGGAGGGAGAGAAAGACCUGCAGAAAAAAGACCUGGAGCUGGAGAUUAUCCAAUACAAGGAGCAAGUUAAGCAGCAUUCACAGACCAUUGUAAUGCUAGAGGAGAGGCUACAGAAGGUGACCCAGCAGAACAAGGACAUCGAACAGAAGAUUGUGACCCUCAAGGAACAUAUACCAGGUACUACAUCUUAUUUGAUGAAGGACGCUUCAGAGAAGAAUAAAGUAGGAGCUCAAAAGAAAAUACAGAAAGAUGCUUUACUAAAGACUCUUGCUGCUGGAAAGUCAUAUGACCAUCUAAUGGAAGAAUUCUUGGUUGCCCAAAAACAGCUCAUCUCUCAGCACGAGCUUAUUGUUGCCCUGAAAACAGAACUUUCCAAACUCCACACCAAGAUGUCUACAACUAAAGCUGAUUUUGAUGAGCAGCUAAAAGGAGAAUUGAAGCAGAAUCUCUCCCUGAUUCAGCAACGGGAGCAGGAGUUGAGUGAGCUGAAGGAGAAGUUGAUUCAGAUGUCUAACUUGCUAGAGAAAAAGAACAAAGAGAUUGAAAACUUAAAGACUUCUAUAAGAAACUCCGUCCCUGUAGAAACUAAAAGCUGCUGCACUAUGUGUGAUGUGGGGAUACAAGUGGACAAUAAUGAAAAAGAAAUGUAUAUCUUGAACCAAGAGGUUUCAUCCUUCAUUGAACUAGGGACUAAAUGCAAAGGGCUCCGCCAUGAGGAAACCAUUCUGCGCCAGAAAAAGGGCCUGUCUGAACUACGGGAGCGAAUCAAGGAACUGGAAAAGAUCCCAGACUCAAGUGCCAAAGACGCUGGGAUGGAUCCAGUUCCAGAACCGAAGAAACCCAAACUGGGAAAAAAUGCCAGAAUGGGGGAGAAGGACCCAAAUUUACCAUGUCUGCCAAACAUCGAUCUCAAAGUGGGAAGCAAACCGAUUCACAUUUUGCCCUCAAGUCAUUUUUCCAGCUCAGCUGCGGAGAAGUCAGCAAGGCUGAAUUUGACUGAAGCUCUAGACCUCAGUGAGAAGCUGUAUAUAGACAUGAGUAAAACCCUCAGCAGCCUAAUGAACAUCAAGGAUAUGUCAGGACACAUAUCUAUGAAAUACGCGUCCCAGAAGGAGCGGGAUAGGAUCUACCAGCUUCGUCAGAGAGACCUAGACCUGGUGUUUGAAAAGAUCAGCCAACUCAAGAAUCGGCUGGAUCGUAAGGAGGAGCUUUUGAAAGAUUACGAGAAAAAUAAUGAGGUGCUCAGGCAGAAUAAAAUGCCCGUGCAGGAGUACCAGGAACAGGUGAGUAAACUAGAAGAUGAAAUCUACAAGGAGACAGAAGAGAAAGCUCUGCUAAAAGAAGCCCUGGAGAGAGCUGAGCACCAGCUCAGCCUGGAGAAGAGGAUGAACCGCUCCAUCAAGCAGCAGAAGGAACGGUUAGAGGAGCAGGAGCAGAAGAGCUUAAAGGAAAUGCCCCCUUUCACCUGUACAACAAAAGAGAGGCAUGAACGGAAGCCAGUAUACACUGAAAUGUUGAAGAGCAAAGUUACUGAACCACCUUCUAUGAAGCCAGUAUACGUUGAAAUGGUGAAGAGCAAAGUUACUGACUCAACUUCUACGCUGAGGGCCAAAAAGAUCACCUCCAAGACAGACCAGGAGAAAGACCUACCAAACAAAGAAUCACCACAUAGAGCCUUCCUGGAAAUCCUCUUCUCUAAAACAAACUAUAGUAAUUAACAAAAUUGUGCCCCACUACACUUUUCAAAUCACAAGUCCCUUGGAGCCUUCUCUGGACAGAUGUGGAAUGCUGCUCCUAGAUCUUUGAAUCUCACCUAGAACUGGCUUCUCCUCCCUCCCCUAGGACUUGCAUUUUGCACAAGACCAAAUUUCAGAAUGUGUGGCGGAAAGGAGUGUGUGUGUAUGUGUUUAAUACCUUCAGAUGAAUGUGUGACAUCACCCAAAUCAAAAUCAUUAAUGCAGAAUCCAGGGUCCUGAGUAGAAAGAUGAUGCAAUGCAUUGUUUGGAUUAUGGCCAAGUGGAGGCUCCCCCCAACCCCCACCCCUCCCUCCAUCCCUCUUCUCCCAGUAAAUCCUUUAAUGGACCACAGGGCAAAAAGUCCUGUGGUUCUGGCAACUCUUGUUCUGAGCUGCCUCCAUGUGAUAGGAUGGGACUUUGGGCUGCCAAGGGAGGGAGUGUUGUUAAACGUUGAAUUUUGAGUUCAUUGAAAUAAAUUUAGAAAAACUUAGUUCAUAAACCAAGCCACAAGUCCUGAGGAACAAACUGAGUUCUCAUGGACUGAAAAAGUCAAAGGCAUUAUUGUCAGUUAAACCCAUUUUCAUUAUGCUAAGAAUACCUGUUCUUUUCUUCAGUUGCUUUUCCCUUCAUUCGACACUCUCUCAACUCUCUUUUCAAUCCCUUUGUCAUGUCUCUUUUAUAAAUGUCUUUCAAUUUAUAACAAAGAUGGCUAAACCAUCAAGAGUGAGAAUUCACUGUUGUCAUUGACCACAAUAAAAUUAUUUUUCAA